Messenger RNA from Quercus lobata, 2246 nucleotides. Its product is annotated as Mitochondrial transcription termination factor family protein. The transcript has 6 exons. The record is from RefSeq and is a predicted model, not a curated record. Gene Ontology annotation, molecular function: double-stranded DNA binding. Gene Ontology annotation, biological process: regulation of DNA-templated transcription. NCBI's taxonomy places the organism in Eukaryota, Viridiplantae, Streptophyta, Magnoliopsida, Fagales, Fagaceae. The coding region runs from base 43 to 1953 and encodes 636 amino acids.
AGUCCUAACACUGCCACUUCACACUUUAUCCAAAAAAUAGAGAUGCUUUCAUGUCCACUCCACCAGCACUCCCACUCUCUCCUUCUCCACCACCGCCCAAACACCACCAUCUCCUCCUCUCUCCGCCGCACACACAAUUCCAAAUCCACCUCCCUCCUCCUCCGCCACCUCUCUCAACCACAACCACAACCACAACCUCAACCCCAAGACCACGCUGCCCCUGCCCCUACUCCUCUCGACGAAAAAGAAAAAGUAGAGCUUCUAGAACUCUCUCUCGUCACCAAACGCACCCCUCAAUUCCCAGGCUCCAUCUACGUUCAAUCCCCCUCUGACCCAGAUGUCCACACCUCUCUUCCUCCCUUACAAACCCUCUUCCAAACCCAUACCAAUGACAGUGACGAAGAAGACGAAGAAGACAAUGACUUGAUAAUGCGAGCUCUCGAGAUUCGACGCAAAGUCACUGCAGAGAUUUUCAAGGAAUCAAUGAGAAGAAAAGGCAAGUUUGGAAUCACUUACGCCACCAAUUUGACUCGCAGGUUGUCUGAUUUCAUUGAUUAUGUUAUGGUCGAGGCCGCCGCUAUGAAACGCUUGCCUGACUUCUCGGAAUCCACCUUCAAUUUUCGUGCCAAGACUGUCAUUGAUGACUCUCGUGUUGUGCCACUCAUCAGGUGGUUGAAGCAUAAUUCAGUGUCAUAUCCCAAAAUUGGGAAGCUGAUUUGCAUGUCCAGGGGAAAAAUUGAGUCAAUAAGACGGGUAAUUGAGUGGUUGAAGUCGAUUCAUGUAAAGGGAGAAUUUCUUGGGGUUGCGCUCACAAAAUCUGGAGGGAAUAUUUUGGACCGGAGCAAUGAAGAAUUGGAUGAAAUCGUUAAUUACUUGGAGAGCAAUGGAGUUAGGAUGGAUUGGAUGGGUUAUGUUGUGGGCCGGUGUCCGCAGUUGUUGUCUUACAACAUGGAAGAAGUGAGGGCCCGUGUGGGGUUCUUCUUGGAUAUGGGUAUGAAUGAGAAGGAUUUUGGAACAAUGGUCUUUGAUUAUCCAAGGGUACUUGGCUACUUCACUUUAGAAGAGAUGAAUGAAAAGGUUAGUUAUUUAAAGGAAUUUGGCAUUGGUACUGAGGAGGUUGGCAAAUUAAUAGCGUUUAAGCCACAACUGAUGGGCUGUAGCAUUGAGGAGAAAUUAAAACCUCUUGUUAAGUAUCUGUACUACCAUGGGAUUUCCCGAGAUGGUAUGAAGAGAAUACUUAUGAGUAAACCAAUAGUUUUCUGUAUUGAUUUGGAGACGACCAUUGUGCCAAAGGUACGGUUUCUUCAGGACAUUGGCAUUCGAGAUGAUGCCAUUGGCAACAUGCUUGUAAAAUUUCCUUCAUUACUAACAUGCUGCCUCUACAAGAAGAUCCGGCCAGUGGUCAUAUUCUUGAUGACCAGAGCUGGAGUGAAUGAGAAGGAUAUUGGGAAGGUUAUAGCUUUGGGACCAGAGCUCUUAGGAUGUAGCAUAUCGAAAAAGCUUGAGGUUAGUGUGAAAUAUUUUAUGUCACUUGGCAUACGUUAUCGACAAUUGGGUGGGAUGAUUGCCGAUUUUCCCAUGCUCCUCCGAUAUAAUGUAGAUGUCCUCCGUCCAAAGUAUCGUUACUUGCGGAGAACUAUGGUCCGGCCUCUUGAAGAUCUGAUUGAGUUUCCAAGGUUUUUCAGCUAUUCUCUUGAUGACCGAAUAAUACCAAGGCAUAAGAUUUUGGUUGAGAAGCAGAUCAAUUUAAAGCUGCGCUACAUGCUGGCUUGCACUGAUGAAGAGUUUGACAAAAAGGUCGAGGCUAUAGUAAAACGGCGUCAAAGAUUUGAAGCUGGUCUUUUGGUAGACACUCUCUCUGAAACUGGUCUUUUGGAAGAGGAUCUGUCUGAUUCGCAGGCAACUGAUGACCCUGUCGAGAGUACGAAGCUUUCUGAAAGUGAGUCAAUAUAGUAGUUUCCAAAUUUCAAUCUGUCUUAAGGGGUAUUCUGCUAGCACUCUACAAAUUAGAGUUUUGAGGUCAAAACAUCUUGGGAUAUAGAAAUUGGGAACGCCAAACUUUCCCUCGAGGUCGAGAUGUGUUUGAGCAAUGCAACACGACGUACAUCCGAGGAAAAAAAAAAUGGCAUGGCUUCCGAAAACAAGAUGCAUUAUGGAAUAUAAAUGGUUGGUUUUCUCAGCAAGAGAGACGACAAGCAUUUCAUAAAUGGAAAGACAUCCCUCUCCAGAAGGGAAAUGAUGUGUUU